UAAAACUAAUGAUACUCGAUGAGGUUAGGUUUUUGCCAUUGAUGGAGAUUGAAAUUGAUUUGAAAAAUAUAUAUAUCACAUUCCAUUCCACCAAAGAAGCAACAUUGUCUAAUUUUUAUUUAUUUAUUUUUAAUUAUUAUGUUAUUGUGUAAUAAAUACUUAAAUAGUUAGUAGGUGUGCAAGAAGAAGACCAGUUACACAACGACAAAGAAACUCCAAUGGUGGCCCAUUUGGAAAUUCAACUGUCAAGUUCACAUGAAGCUCACAACCCAAGCACAGUAAAUAUAUAUAUAUUUUAUAUGAAGAAAUUCCUUUAAGAAAGGAACCCAAGAUUUUGGGCUCCCUUUUUCUCUAGUCCCAAAACGAAAGAGGAGGAGAGGACUAUUUUCCUUCUUGGUAAGGAGUCAGCGUCAUCAAACCCAGAUCCAAUUUCCUCAGAAGUAUACUACCCAACUUCUGCUUAACCCUUUUUCCCUUUCUCCAACUCUCUGAAACCAAGCCUUUUCUUCCAUGUCUGGAAAUUCGGCACCGCUUUUACUUCGACUGUUUUCAGGGAGCAGAUGUUCAAUGUCUGCUGUUGUCUGGAGCUUGGUUGGUUGUGUUCUUAUGCUUCACCUCUACUCGCUUGUUCGCCAUAAAGAUGUGGUUACUGGGGAGAUUCAAUCACAUACAGUUCAGAACCCGCAAUUGCGUGAACUUCAGAAAGUUGAUGAGGAAAAAAUCCAAAUGCCUCCACCUAGGAAGAGAUCUCCGCGUGCUGCGAAAAGAAAGCCAAAACGACCAACAACUAUAAUCGAAGAAUUUCUAGAUGAGAAUUCCCAACUAAGAGGCACAUUCUUUCCUGGUCAGAAAACUGCUAUAGAUCCGAGGAAGGAUGGGAAUGAUAGCUUUUAUUAUUCACCAGCUAAAAUUUGGUUGGAUACUGAUGGAAAUCCUAUUCAAGCCCAUGGAGGUGGGAUUCUAUAUGAUGAGAAGACAAUGACUUACUACUGGUAUGGUGAAUACAAAGAUGGGCCAACCUAUCAUGCACACAAAAAAGCAGCUGCUCGGGUUGACAUAAUUGGAGUAGGUUGUUAUUCUUCAAAAGAUUUGUGGAAAUGGAAAAAUGAAGGUAUUGUGCUGGCAGCAGAAGAGACGGACGAAACUCACGAUCUCCACAAAUCCAAUGUUCUUGAGCGGCCAAAAGUGGUUUACAAUGAGAAUACAGGCAAAUAUGUUAUGUGGAUGCAUAUUGAUGAUGCCAACUACACCAAAGCAUCUGUUGGUGUUGCUGUUAGCGAUUACCCUACUGGUCCAUUCGACUAUCUAUACAGCAAACAACCUCAUGGCUUUGAAAGCCGAGACAUGACAAUUUUCAAAGAUGAUGAUGGGGUAGCAUAUUUAAUAUACUCAUCUGAGGACAAUAGUGAGCUUCAUAUUGGACCGCUAACAAAAGAUUAUCUCAAUGUGACUCCCAUAGUGCAACGGAUUCUUGUGGCACAACAUAGGGAAGCCCCAGCAUUGUUCAAGCACCAGGGAACUUAUUACAUGAUAACAUCAGGCUGCACUGGAUGGGCUCCAAACGAAGCACAUGCGCAUGCUGCAGAGUCAAUCAUGGGGCCAUGGGAGACUAUGGGAAACCCAUGUAUUGGAGGGAGCAAAAUAUUUCGACUGACCACAUUCUUUUCUCAGAGUACAUUUGUAGUUCCUCUGCCUGGAUUGCCUGGUACAUUUAUUUUCAUGGCAGACAGAUGGAACCCAGCUGAUCUGAAGGACUCAAGGUACGUAUGGUUGCCUUUGAUCGUUGGAGGGCCAGUGGAUCGGCCUUUCGACUACAAUUUUGGUUUCCCAUUAUGGUCAAGAGUGUCAAUAUUCUGGCACAGAAAAUGGAGACUUCCUCAGGGAUGGCGUGUCAUGAAAUGAAUGUAGGGUCUCUUGCUAUAAUCUGUGUAUAAUAAUGAAAGCGUUUUACCAUUUUUUUUUUCUCACUGGCUCAAUAGCUUUUGCCAAUGAUUUUUCUUUGUGGUAGUUUUGUUCAUAAUAGCUUUGAGGAAGAUUACUAGUUGCCUAGAGAAAAGGUUUAUUGUUUGGAGAUUUUACCAAUAAUCACCUCCACUUUUAACAUCAUAUGUCAUCAUUCGUCACUUAAA
Cannabis sativa is the source of this 2129-nucleotide messenger RNA. RefSeq lists its product as uncharacterized. The coding region runs from base 511 to 1902 and encodes 463 amino acids. Lineage: Eukaryota; Viridiplantae; Streptophyta; Magnoliopsida; Rosales; Cannabaceae. Gene Ontology annotation, biological process: carbohydrate metabolic process. The record is from RefSeq and is a predicted model, not a curated record. The transcript has 3 exons. Gene Ontology annotation, molecular function: hydrolase activity, hydrolyzing O-glycosyl compounds.